CUGGGAGUCUGGGAGGAGAAGAAGAGAAACUCAAAUCUAGCUUGUUUACAUUUGUUUCUGAUUUUUCGUCCGCUAGGGAAAUUUCAUGAAUUAAAUGAAAAUGCUUGAAUCAAAAGGAUUUCCAGCAAUCAGAAGGAAUAUUUUCAACCACUUUUUCGCUGAAAAAAGUGUUUGUUUGCAGCCAAAUAAUGUUCUUUAUGGAUGUAAACGAUAUGCGACUGAUAAAGCGCAUGCACCUAACACUCUCGAAAAAUAUCUGCUUGUUUGGAUGAAAAAGUAUCCAUCGGUGAAAGAAGUCCCGAACCAUGUGACGUUUGCCAUGAUGGAGCGUGUCCGAAACAGUGCCCGCAUCCGGAUUGGCAUCUUCCUCACCAUCCUGACGGGGUUGGUCAGCGUUGGCAUGAUCUACUCGGGGAAGCAGGCCGCCAAGCGGGGAGAGUCGCUGGUCAAGAUGAACAGGCAGUGGCACGAGGAACAAAACGCCAAGAAGUGAACGCUUCUUGGCGCUUUGGCCCUCCGCACUUACCUACUAUUCGUUGUGUAUACCUACUGUAUAGUUGUUGAUGAAAGCUGUUAAUAAAUAUCUUUGUUGUGA
This is a messenger RNA of Uloborus diversus, 595 nucleotides long. RefSeq names its product UPF0389 protein CG9231-like. The coding region runs from base 95 to 493 and encodes 132 amino acids. NCBI's taxonomy places the organism in Eukaryota, Metazoa, Arthropoda, Arachnida, Araneae, Uloboridae. The transcript is spliced from 3 exons. The record is from RefSeq and is a predicted model, not a curated record.